UAGUGUAAUUUUUACUUAAAACUGACCAAUACCCUUCUUUUUUGGCGCUUCUCUUUGAAAACACUCCUCCGAAUUAAAAAAUAGAGUAACUAAUAAAUAUAAUUUAAUCCGAGAUGUGCAAUAAACGCAAAUUCAAACAAAGUGCCAGAAGAGACUUGGGCGAAACGGUCAUUUACAACAUCCAGGAACAUUUAAAACAAAUUUCAAAACCACACCGUUGGGCAACGUAUUAACUUAGAAAGGUAGAUUAUCUUUUACAAGCAGAUAGUUACAGUUGUGGAGUUUUUAUCUGUCAAGCAUUAAAUGCAGAUUUAUACAGAAAAAUAAUUAUUGAAACUUUAUUAAAAAAACUUCGACUCAUUAAAGGAAAAAUGUCUCUAUUGCGCUGAAGAGGUUGAUAAUGAAUUGAAAUGUAAGCAAUGCUUGUAGAUGGCCCAUGAUAUCUGGAAAAAUAGUUUGGAAGAGUUGUGCGAAUUUUGUAGAUACCGACCUAAAACUAUGUUAAGCUCUACUUUACGAGAUCUUUCUAAUAAAAUGAGCUAUUAAUCAUUCAAAUCGAUACACAAACAAAACCUUCACACGGGAAAAAACCUUGAGAUAAAGAUUAUUUAUUUAUUUUUUUAAUUAAAACCGCAAGUUUAGAUUAAAUUUCGAAUUAAUUCCACUUCAAUUUGCUUAUUUAUCUUAAUCAUUAUUAAAUAAUUUCAAGGUUUCCUUUUAUUUAUUUAUUUUUUUUUAAGAAAAGAGAAAUUGAAAUGCAACAACAAUUAGAACUCGAAGAAGAAUCUUGUUUAGAAUUAAAACAAGUGUUUGAAAAUCUCCAACAAGAAGUCGAGUUUAAACGGGAAAAAUUGAAACGUUUGCACGGAAAAUUGCAAUCGAUGCGGCAAGAAAUUAAAGAUAACCACACGGCUUAUUUAAAAGAACGACAAGAUUUGGCAGAAUCAAAUGACGAAGCUGCUAUGACUUUACGUCAAAAAUUUUUAAUAAUAGAUAAUUUUGUCCCAGCUGAAGAACGUUCGAGGUUAAUUAAUUUAGCGUAUUUUGAUGAAAAUUCAGAUAAUUGGCUUUUAAAGAAAGAAAAGAAAAUCUUCCGGCCUGGUGAUCGACCGUUGGCUCAUGAUUAUCGAAGGCCUAUUUCUGAUUAUGCUAUUACUCAUGCAAUACCUUCCGCUGGAAUACGAUAUAGAGCUGAAAAUGUAUUAGAUUUAAAACUUGAUAUGCCAAUUCGUACGACUCAGGAUUAUGUAAGACCAACGGUUUGUCCGCAGGUUAAAGCGGCUGUAAAAAAUGUUAUAAAACAAGAUCAAGAAAACAAUAAAAUCGUUGUUAAAUUGGCGCCGCACGGUUUUUCAAUGCGUGGUGUUUCCAAAACAGAACUUGAAGGAAGAUUUAAUAAAGCAGCUAGAAAUACUAUAGAAGUUAAUAAUUAUAAUAGAGUUCGUCCUUCUCCAAAAUCAGCAAAACCAGUUUAUUAAAACGAUAAAAAUGAAUUUAUUUUUAGAUAAUUCAUAAACGACGUUACCAAUUUUGCUUAGUCAGAGUUUGUUUGUGUUCAUUCAACUCAGUAUUACAACAAAAAAAAUACUUAAUCUAGCUUUUGUUGCAAGGUGAUACAACCUUAAAAAGCAUCAGUAUUAUUAAGUUGUUUCCUUUCUGCACAAGUGAUAUUAGUGAUUAUUUAUAUAUUCAUUGUUGUAAUUUAUUUAUAUUAUGUAUUAAGGGAGUCUCAACCUAGUCAACUUGUUUUUUGAUUUAUUUCCAAACUAAUUAAUUAUUGUGAUAUUAUCUAAUUUUUUAAUUUAUAAGAAUCAC
Messenger RNA from Onthophagus taurus, 1815 nucleotides. Lineage: Eukaryota; Metazoa; Arthropoda; Insecta; Coleoptera; Scarabaeidae. The record is from RefSeq and is a predicted model, not a curated record.